Molecule: messenger RNA, 1191 nt
Organism: Manihot esculenta (cassava)
Lineage: Eukaryota; Viridiplantae; Streptophyta; Magnoliopsida; Malpighiales; Euphorbiaceae
Product: vestitone reductase-like
Exons: 4
Coding region: 40-1026 (328 amino acids)
Molecular function (GO): oxidoreductase activity, acting on the CH-OH group of donors, NAD or NADP as acceptor
Source: RefSeq, a predicted model, not a curated record
CGAGUUGUCCGUGUGUUUCAUCUUCCUCGAGUGCUUUUGAUGGAAGCAGAUAAAGGUAAAGUAUGUGUUACAGGAGGUACUGGAUUCCUUGCUUCAUGGUUGAUCAUGAGGCUUCUCGAACAUCGAUAUUCAGUCCACGCCACUAUUAGACCUCACCCUGAACACAAGAGGGAUGUUAGCUUCUUGACAAGCCUGCCAGGAGCGUCGGAGAAACUCCAAAUCUUCGAAGCUGAUCUGAGUGUCCCAGAAAGUUUUGAAGCAGCGAUUAAAGGAUGCAUUGGUGUAUUUCAUGUAGCUACUCCAGUAGAUUUCGAAAACAAAGAACCUGAGAAUGUGAUUGUCAGAAGAACAAUCGAUGGAACAUUAGGGAUCUUAAAAGCAUGUUUGAACUCCAAGACAGUGAAGAGGGUUGUGUACACUUCCAGUGCAUCAGCAGUUGCAUUUAUCGACAAGGCUGUGGACACAAUGGAUGAGAGCUUUUGGAGUGAUGUGGAUUUCAUCAAGUCCUUGAAGUCUCCCUUUGGUCCUUACCUGAUUUCGAAGACAUUAACAGAGAAGACAACUCUUGAAUUCGCAGAAGAACAUGGGUUAGAUCUUGUGACAGUAAUUCCUUCUUUUAUAGUUGGUCCCUUUAUUUGUCCUAAAUUCCCUGGUUCAGUACACACAGCAAUGUCUAUGAUACUGGGUGAGAGGGAGCAAUAUGCUGCUUUGCUCAAUGUAUCAAUGGUGCACACAGAUGAUGUGGCAAGAGCACACAUAUUUCUCUUUGAAUAUCCUGAUGCAAAAGGGAGAUUCAUUUGUUCUUCACACACCAUCACCAUUGAAGAGAUGUCUAAAUUUCUUUCUGCAAAGUAUUCAGAGUUCCCAAUACCAGAAGUGGAAUCCCUGAAGGAUAUUAAGGGCAUUAGAACCCCUGGAUUGUCUUCACAGAAACUGUUGGACUCUGGUUUUGAAUUCAAGUAUGGGCUAGAUGAGAUGUUCGAUGGAGCAAUCAAAUGCUGCAAAGAGAAGGGCUACCUCCAGUAAUUGUAGGAAUAUCUUAGCCCGUGUAUAUUCUCUGUUUACAGAAUGCUAUCGAUGCUUAAUAUAUAAUGGCACUGUAGAUUGCAAAGGAUGUUGGAUCCAUCAGUCCAACAAAUCCGUGUGCAAUUUGGAAGUUGCUAUUACAAUAAUAUAUUGCUUUGAUCACAA